This is a messenger RNA of Perognathus longimembris pacificus (Pacific pocket mouse), 1509 nucleotides long. It is a transcript of the gene Trdmt1, whose product is annotated as tRNA aspartic acid methyltransferase 1. The transcript has 11 exons. Bases 53 to 1213 code for a protein of 386 amino acids. The record is from RefSeq and is a predicted model, not a curated record. NCBI's taxonomy places the organism in Eukaryota, Metazoa, Chordata, Mammalia, Rodentia, Heteromyidae. Gene Ontology annotation, molecular function: methyltransferase activity.
ACGGACUGCCCGCCGAGAGGCCUAGCUCCCGGGCGGCGGCGGCGGCGCGGGCAUGGAGCCCCUGCGGGUCCUGGAGCUGUACAGCGGCGUCGGCGGCCUGCACCACGCGCUGAGAGAAAGCUGUAUGCCCGCACGAGUGGUGGCUGCCGUCGACGUGAACACUGUUGCUAAUGAAGUCUACAAGCAUAACUUUCCUCACACACAGUUACUGGAGAAGACCAUUGAAGGUAUUACAUUGGAGGACUUUGACAAAUUAUCUUUCGAUAUGAUUUUAAUGAGCCCUCCGUGUCAGCCAUUCACAAGAAUUGGCCUACAGGGUGAUAUGAGUGACCCAAGGACAAAAAGCUUCUUACAUGUCCUGGAUAUCCUCCCAAGAUUACAAAAAUUACCAAAAUAUAUCCUUCUUGAAAAUGUUAAAGGGUUUGAAGUGUCUUCUACAAGAGACCUAUUGAUACAAACAAUAGAAAAUUGUGGAUUUCAGUACCAAGAAUUUCUGUUAUCUCCAACUUCUCUUGGCAUUCCAAAUUCAAGACUAAGGUAUUUCCUCAUUGCAAAGCUUCAGUCAGAGCCAUUACCUUUUCAAGCCCCUGGUCAGGUACUGAUGGAGUUUCCCAAAAUGGAACAUGAGUAUCCACAAAAAUAUGCGGUAGAUGCAGAAAAGAAAAUUAAAGAAAAGAAAAUUGAAGCAAGCAGCACACGCUCUUCUGGAAAGGAUAGCAUUCUCUAUAAGCUUGAAACAGCUGAAGAAAUUGACAGAAAAUACCAACAGAACAGUGAUCUCUCUGUGAAAAUGCUGAAAGAUUUUCUUGAAGAUGACACUGACAUGAGUCAAUACUUUUUACCACCGAAGUCAUUGCUGCGAUACUCUCUUUUAUUGGAUAUUGUCAGCCCUACUUGUAGAAGGUCCACAUGCUUCACCAAAGGUUAUGGUGCCUACAUUGAGGGGACGGGAUCUGUGUUACGGACAUCAGAGGAUGUUCAGAUUGAGGAUAUCUAUAAUUCCCUUACCAACUUGCCAGAAGAAGAAAAGCUAACAAAAUUGGAGAUGCUUAAACUGCGAUACUUCACUCCUAAAGAAAUAGCAAAUCUCCUUGGAUUUCCUCCAGAUUUCGGAUUUCCGGAGAAGAUAACAAUGAAGCAGCGUUACCGCCUACUUGGAAAUAGUCUCAAUGUGCAUGUUGUUGCUAAACUAAUCAAGAUCCUGUGUGAAUAAUUCCGAAAUAACAGAAAUAAAGAUCAUGAUAUUCCUCUACUUCCAGGAAGUAAUUCUGAAAUUGUGUUUUGAGCUAAUUCUGAUUAAGAUUCAACUAAAUUAUUUUAAUCUUUCCUUGGUAAAAAAAAAUGGAAUUUAUCACAAAAUAUGAAUGUUUUAUUAAAUCUGUGAUGCUGUAUUUUGUAAAGUGUUAGAUUGUUGUUUUGCCUUAUGAAGAAUAUAUUUUUAUAUGAAACUUAAAUAUGUCUGUCAAAUACUUUUGGAAUCUGGUACAAAUAAAUUUAAUCUAAACAAAU